AUGGCGCGGGGCGGGCCGGGGCCGCUGCUGCUCCUCGCGCUGCUGGCGGGCGCGGCCCGGGCCGGCCUCUACGUCCAGCCGGGCCGGAGCUGCUACCGGCCGCUGCUUGGGGACCAGCUGUCGCGGCUGGGGCGCAGAACUUAUCCCCGACCUCACGAGUACCUGUCCCCGUCGGAGCUGCCCGAGAGCUGGGACUGGCGCAACGUGAAAGGCAUCAACUAUGCCAGUGUUACCAGGAACCAGCACAUCCCCCAGUACUGCGGCUCCUGCUGGGCCCACGGCAGCACCAGCGCCAUGGCAGAUCGGAUCAACAUCAAGAAGAAGGGGGUGUGGCCCUCCACCCUGCUGUCAGUGCAGAACGUCAUUGACUGUGGCGAUGCCGGCUCCUGCGAGGGGGGCAACGACCUGGAGGUGUGGGAGUAUGCCCACCGCCAUGGCAUUCCCGACGAGACCUGCAACAACUACCAGGCCAAGGACCAGGCAUGUGACAAGUUCAACCAGUGUGGGACAUGCACCGAAUUCAAAGUGUGCCACGUCAUUCAGAAUUACACCCUCUGGAAAGUGGGCGACUACGGCUCCCUCUCCGGGAGGGAGAAGAUGAUGGCAGAAAUCUACGCGAAUGGCCCCAUCAGCUGUGGUAUAAUGGCAACAGAAAAGAUGGAUAAAUACACUGGCGGCAUCUACACGGAAUACAACGAGGAGGCCUUCAUAAACCACAUCGUCUCUGUCGCCGGGUGGGGUGUCAGCAAUGGGACAGAGUACUGGAUUGUACGGAAUUCGUGGGGUGAACCCUGGGGCGAAAGAGGCUGGAUGAGGAUCGUCACCAGCACCUAUAAAGAUGGGACGGGCGACUAUUACAACCUCGCCAUUGAAAAGGCGUGCACAUUUGGGGACCCCAUUGUUUAAGGUGGGUGUCUCUGGAAGAGCAGUUUUAAAAAAACAAUGUCAGAAAGCUUAACCAGAGGGCUUCUGUCAACCCAGCCCCAGGAUAAUACUGCUGUGCUUUGAACGACCUGGGGUGACACUCGAAGUAUUUGACGGCUGGUAACAGCACUGAGCACGUGGAAGGGGUGCCUGCCAACAUGGGGACCAGUGUGGUACUGGCUGGCAAAUCAUUCUUGAGAAGAAUCUAAACUGGAAUGACUUAACCACCUGCACAGGAAGGCUCCCUCUUUACGUGGCUGCACUGAAACCACCUGGCAGAUAUGGGGUCUGCAAGAGACAUCCCAUUGUGUGAUCUCAGUUUUCUUUAAUAGAUAGAUGGCUUUGUAUUUUCUUUUUGGCAAUCAUGGUCUAUAAUGUGGCAUUUAAGAGAUUAAAGAGUUUAGAUUUAUCACCUUGGAAUCAGUGGGAGGGGACAGUAAUUUCAAAUUGCCUGAGUAAUGAAUAAAAUGUAAGACUUCAUGUAAGAA
This is a messenger RNA of Choloepus didactylus (southern two-toed sloth), 1412 nucleotides long. It is a transcript of the gene CTSZ, whose product is annotated as cathepsin Z. Gene Ontology annotation, cellular component: lysosome. The record is from RefSeq and is a predicted model, not a curated record. Gene Ontology annotation, molecular function: cysteine-type endopeptidase activity. NCBI's taxonomy places the organism in Eukaryota, Metazoa, Chordata, Mammalia, Pilosa, Megalonychidae.